GUAAUUUUAAAUAUUAAUUAUAAAUAACAUUAUUUAAAUGGAAAUUAUUCGACGUACUCAAAAAUUGAGUUAUAUAUUUUUACCAACAUUUUUGAAUUCAGUUUCUUUUCAUGUAAAAUAUGUACAUUCAAAUUCAACAAUGCCAAUUAUAACACAAGAAACAAUAAAGAAAAUAGAACAAUUAUCUUUACUUAAUUUUGAUAGAGAUUAUAGCAUUUCUGUUUUAAAAGCUGCAAUUAUUUUUACAGAACAUUUACGCAAUACAAAGAUUGAUAAUGAAAUCAAACCUAUGUACAAUCCACUUGAAGAAAAAUCAAUUUUUUUACGAAAUGAUAAUUUAGAAAAUAAUAUAUCUAAACAAGAAAUUUUAAAGAAUGCUGCUGUUUUAGAAGAAGAAUAUUUUAUAACACCAUUGCAAACUAUUUCAAAAACAUAAUGAAUAUAGCAAAUAUAUUAAAAGAAUUAAGUCCACA
This is a messenger RNA of Apis mellifera (honey bee), 473 nucleotides long. RefSeq names its product glutamyl-tRNA(Gln) amidotransferase subunit C, mitochondrial (gene GatC). Bases 38 to 436 code for a protein of 132 amino acids. Lineage: Eukaryota; Metazoa; Arthropoda; Insecta; Hymenoptera; Apidae. The record is from RefSeq and is a predicted model, not a curated record. Gene Ontology annotation, biological process: regulation of translational fidelity. The transcript has a single exon.